GAAGGUUCUGCGCCUGCGCGGUUUGUUAGAGCUUAGCCUUUGUUUUUGCAUGUUGUUUAAAGUACUGUGGUAAUACUGAAAUGAGUGAUUCCUCAGGUUUUUGGAUUAACCAAAUCGAUUGCUUCACUGCAAGGGCGUUUGAACUAGAUUAGUUUUAUUUUCUGAUUUUCUUUAGAGCCUGGUUUAGUUCAGCGAUGUUCCAGCCGACGAUAAAGAACUUCAACGUCAAUUAUAACGCUUUGAAUGAGAGGAAUACUGUCUCCAGCGGGGACCUGAUCGCAGGACACAUCUCCUUCGAGCUCACAAAGGAGACGAAGGUCUCUUCAAUAACAAUGGCACUGAAAGGAAAGGUGAACGUCCACUGGUCAACCGGUGGGGGGAAGAAAAGAAGCCGAAGAAAUUACUCGGCCAAAUUGGAAUUAUUUAAAUUGAAAAGCGUCCUCUUGCAAGAAAACAGUGUUACUGGUGAGCCAGCAAAACUUCAGCCCGGCACGCAUAUGUAUCCGUUCUCAUGCCAGAUCCCGCAGGGAGACUUCCCAUCCACCUUCCACGGGGUUCAUGGACAUGCCAUGUACAGCUUGACAGUGGGCAUCUACAGACCCUGGCAUAUGAGCAAGGACUUUGUGACAGAGUUGAACUUUGUGAACCGCAUUGAUACCAGCAACCCAGAGCUGUCGGCUCCUCUCUCAGGCCGCAACACCAUGACACUGUGCUGCCUGUGGUGUGCCUCGGGUCCAAUCACAGUGACAGCCAGCACAGAGAAGAAAGCCUUCAUCCCUGGUGAAACUGUGAAAGUCAUUUGCAACUUCAGUAACUAUUCGUCACGCACAGUUACUCUGAAGGUGAAACUGCUACAGAAAGUGGUUCACUACACCCACAACAGGGUCAGUAAGAGGAAUGUUAUCAAAAACAUGGCAUCUGUGACCGGACAGCCCAUCCGUGCUGCCGCUUCCGACUUGCGCACGGAGAUGAUGCUCCCCAUACCCUCGUCUGCAUCACUCAGCAUUUCUAACUGCAGCAUCCUGGAAGUUGACUACAUUGUUGAGGUGAUCAUGAGCUUAACAGCUGCCCCGGACCUUGAAGUGCUUUUUCCCAUCAUCCUGUGUGGUACCCCUUUAGCUAAACCAAAGCGUCUCCAUUCAUCUCCGUCCUCACAAUCUCUCCUGCCACUUACUUUGUACUUACAGCUUUGCUUGGCGGUCACACAGAAUAUCAUGUCGAAUAAUGUAAAGAGCUUUUCAGUGGGAUAUAAUCCCAUAAACAAAAGCAAUAUUUUCGCCAGUGGCAAUCAAAUCACAGGACAGAUUACAUUAGAACUGGAAAAAGAAUGUAAAAUAGAUUCACUCUGUGUAAAGCUGAAGGGAAAAGCAGAAGUCAAUUGGACUGAAAAUUAUGGAAGAACAACUGUAAGGUACCAUGCCAAGGAGAAAUACUUUAGUAUCAAGCAGUUUAUCUUUGUGGAUGGCCGGGACAGUCUUGUUGACCGGGGCUGCCAUGUGUACCCAUUCACCUUUAUGAUCCCUGCACAAGACCUACCAUCAUCCUUCAAAGACUCAAAAGGAAAGAUUGUGUACACACUGGAGGCAAAUCUGAGCAGGUCAAUGAGAAUAGACAGCAAAGCUAAGGCGAAGUUCACUCUCGUCCACAAUGGGAACCUAAAGAGUGAUCCAUCACUGAUGACUCCACAGCACAGCAACACAGAGAAGAAAAUGAAGCUCUUUACAUCGGGAGCCGUAGGCAUGGAUGUAAAUAUUAACCGGACAGGAUUCCACCAAGGAGAAGGAAUAAAGGUUGUGGCCUCCAUUCAUAACAAAUCAUCUCGUGAGAUUAGGCCCAAGUACUGUUUGUAUAGGAAGUACAGUUACUUUGCAAAGGGGAAGAGGAGAGUCGAAACCAAAGACAUCCUGAAAGAGGUGGGCGACGCCAUCCCGCCUUCUGCAGGUCAGACCGUCACCAGGAUCAUCACCAUCCCUCCCACCAUGGGUAUGUCCAUCUUAAACUGCAGGGUCCUCAAAGCAGAGUACAGGCUCAGGGUCUAUCUGGAUGUCAAGUACGCGUCAGACCCCGAGAUCAAGUUCCCCAUCGUCAUUCUGCCGGCUCUACAGGAGCCUGAUGGGGAGGAUGUGCCUGCUUAUCCUACCUAUGGAUAUGAAGCAUUUGCAAGCUCAGACAUGCCAGGAGGAGCAAGCUUCCUACAAAACCCAACUGCCUCAGGCCCUUCUGCUCCACCUCCACCCUAUGGGACAUAUGGGAUGUACCCCUCCUUGAUGGACUUCAAUGGAAGAAGCUCAAAAUAAAUUUAGAGGGUGCAGCACUCUUUUUAAAUUCACAGUAUGAGACAUGACUCUAAAUUAGGAAUUACUGCAACAAAGUAUAGUAUAGUAGUAUAACAACAUUUUGCUUAAUCCUUGUUGUCCAGGUAAAAUGGCAAGAAUGAUGACACUGAAACAAUGUCUUUUUUUUAAUUUAGGAUAUUUAUAAGAAUGAUUUAAUUUAAUAAAUUAAGUAACGAGGGGCAUUGAUCAGCUCCUGUACGAUGUCUGCAUGGCCAGUAAAUUACUUCACUUGA
Molecule: messenger RNA, 2569 nt
Organism: Dicentrarchus labrax (European seabass)
Lineage: Eukaryota; Metazoa; Chordata; Actinopteri; Moronidae
Exons: 12
Coding region: 195-2297 (700 amino acids)
Biological process (GO): protein transport
Cellular component (GO): plasma membrane; cytoplasm
Source: RefSeq, a predicted model, not a curated record